UCAUGGGUGACAUUAAGGCAGUAUUAAAUGGCUGUGAGGACUACUGGACCUUGCAGGACAGAGCCGCUAUGCCGCUACUCUUUAAGAUGACGGUGUGUGUCGACAUCCGUGUGGUCGUCCCCGGAGCCUGGGUGGCCUUCUCCUACAGUUCAAUCUACACACCCAGACCCGAGCUGGGUCUGGAGGGAGAUGAUGAGGCGUUGUAUGGGUGGCUGCUAAGGGUCCGACACCGAUUUCCAAUCCGGCUUUCCUCAACACAAUGGCAUAGAGUGUGUCUGAGGAGGGACGUACUGCGCAACUCCUUUAGCCUGGAGGUUGAUGGGAAAAUGGUGGCAGAGAGGACGGUCAUCGCUCAGGCCAUUCCCCCCUCCGGCUCCCUCUGGCUGGGCUGCCGUCCAAGGGACCAACCCCCGGGAGCCAUGCAAGGAGAAAUUGAGCUGUACCUGUUCCGCAUGUGGCCGGACCUUGGUGACCAUGGCCUCUGCGAGGACGGCACUGUGAUUGGCUGGAACUCCCAGUACUGGGGUGUGACCAGUGCCAAGGCCACACAGAGAGACCCCAGACUUAUGUGUGGUGAGACAGACAUGCAUAAACUCAUCUUUACCUAA
This is a messenger RNA of Micropterus salmoides (largemouth bass), 608 nucleotides long. Its product is annotated as adhesion G-protein coupled receptor G4. The record is from RefSeq and is a predicted model, not a curated record. The coding region runs from base 3 to 608 and encodes 201 amino acids. The transcript has 2 exons. NCBI's taxonomy places the organism in Eukaryota, Metazoa, Chordata, Actinopteri, Centrarchiformes, Centrarchidae.